This is a messenger RNA of Condylostylus longicornis, 1910 nucleotides long. RefSeq names its product protein preli-like (gene prel). The transcript is spliced from 5 exons. Gene Ontology annotation, biological process: phospholipid transport. NCBI's taxonomy places the organism in Eukaryota, Metazoa, Arthropoda, Insecta, Diptera, Dolichopodidae. Gene Ontology annotation, cellular component: mitochondrial intermembrane space. Gene Ontology annotation, molecular function: phosphatidic acid transfer activity. The record is from RefSeq and is a predicted model, not a curated record. Bases 376 to 1083 code for a protein of 235 amino acids.
UCAAAUACCAAAUAGUCGGAUAGUUGUCUCGAUUCAAAUUCAUCGUGUUUAUUGUAUUGCUUUGCUUUUUCCCAUUUUCCAAAAGAAAAAAAAUUAAAAGAAAAAGCAUUAUCUGAUUAAAUUUAUUAAAAAACCGUCUUAUUAGAUUUCAUUCUUGGUAUAAAUUUAAUCUGUUUAAUUAAGGCAAAAUAUUUGACACGUGCAGCAACUCACGUACAUUUAUAAAUUUCCACAUUGAAUUUUAAAAUCAACAAAAAUAAUUUGUUUGGAUCUUUGGAUGGAGCCACAUUUAAUUUUAUUUAACAAGCAUUCGCAACAAAUAUCAAAAAAAGCAUAUAAAAUUUUAAAAAAUAAGAAAUAGAAAAUUUUUUAAAAAUGGUUAAAGUUUCUCAUUACGAAACAAGUUCAACAUUUGAUUAUUCAUGGAAACAAGUUGUGCAAGCAUUUUGGAAUCGAUAUCCAAAUCCCUCAAGUGCUCAUGUAUUAACAGAAGAUGUUGUUAAACGAGAUGUAAUUGAAGGCAAAUUAUAUACAAGACGUUUAUUAUCAAAAACAAAUCCAUUACCAAAAUGGGGUGAAAGAUUUUAUAAUGCAAAAUCUGUAAAAAUAAUUGAAGAUUCCAUAUUAGAUCCAAAAACUAAAAUUCUUGUUACAUACACGAGAAAUGUUGGUUUUAAAAAGGUUAUGAAAGUGGAUGAAAAAGUAGAAUAUCGUGAAACGGAAGAUGGGAAAACAAUUGCAAUACGUUCAGCUUGGGUUAGUUCACAAAUUUUUGGAUUCUCGGCUGCAAUAAGAGCAUUUGGUGUUGAAAGAUUUAAAUCGAAUUGCAACAAAACGGUUGCCGGCUUUAAUUAUGUAUUAUGUAAAAUGUUCCCAAGUAAAUUAGAUAGUAUAAAAGCAAAUGAACCCUCUAAUAUACAUUCAGCUUCUCAAUAUAUACAACAACAUCAAUUACAACCGCAAUUACACAAUUUACAGCAAUCUUCAAAAAUAACUAAAAUAAAAAAUGCUGGCCAUGCAACGUACAUUUUCGUUAAAAAUCAAGCCAACAAAGUUUAUCAAUUAUUUUCUGUUAGCAAUUGAUAAAUUAAUUUUAAAUUUUUUUUUUUUUACAUAAUAAGAAAAAUUUUCAAAUACAUAUUUGUAUAUUAGGGACAAAAUUCAAAUUUUAGAUUUUAUUUAAAUUUUAAUUUUAAUUAUUUUGGAUUUGGGUUAGAAAUUUUAUUAUUAAUUGUAUAAUUAGAAUAUAGAUUUUGAAGAAAAAAAAAAAAUUAUUAAAUUUUUAAUUAAUAUUAUAAAAUUAAGUUAUAAAAUUUGUAAGUCAAUCUAUUUUAGUAUUUAGUUUCCAAAAUAAAUGAAAUUAAUGACUUAAUAAAAAUACUUGAUACAAGUUAUGUAUUGAAGUAAAAAUAAAUAUCUAAUUGAUUAAAAAGAAAAAAAUUUACAAAAUCAGUAUGGAAACUAAAAAAAUGUUAAUAUUUUAGGAAAAUUAAAUGAAAUUAAAAUUAAACAAAUUAUAGUUAAAAAAUUAUUUAUGAUAAUUUUUGAAAGAUUUCUGUUAUGCUAAAACAAAAACAUCAAUUAAAAACAAAACUCAUUCCAAAGUUAGUAAAAAGAAAAUCUGUUUAAAAUAUAUAAACUUAAUUAUUCCUUAUCGUGAAUAAAUAAGUUGUGUUGAUACUACAGACAAAAAAUUUUAUGUAUAUACAAUGUAAGAAUUCAAAGAAUUAAAUUGAAACAAAAAUCAAUUAAUUUUUAGCGGUAAAAAAAAAUUGUAGGUAUUACAAAAUUGAAAUUGUUAUGAUAAACAAAAAUUAAAAAUAUUCCUUUUAAAGCGAAAUGUAUGUUUAUAGAUUUUAAGCAUUAAAUUUCAAAAUAAAAGUUUAACAAAUAUAAACUAUAUACGUAUA